Messenger RNA from Zea mays, 1337 nucleotides. Its product is annotated as beta-expansin 4. The record is from RefSeq and is marked validated. Gene Ontology annotation, cellular component: extracellular region. Lineage: Eukaryota; Viridiplantae; Streptophyta; Magnoliopsida; Poales; Poaceae. The transcript has 4 exons. Gene Ontology annotation, biological process: sexual reproduction. Bases 113 to 1003 code for a protein of 296 amino acids.
ACCAAACAACCCCUCGGUCUAAGCUCGCCUCUGCCUCACAGCCGCCUUCCGAUCGAGCUACCAGUGCGUAGCUCAAAACUCAAAACGAGAAGCAAGAACUCAGUAGCAAUAUAUGGCGAAGUCUUGCACCUUACUGUUCGGCACAGUACUGGUCGUGCUCUUGCUUCUAGUGAGCCCCAUUGCUUGCUCCCGCAAGCUCGCCAAGCCAACAAACAAGCACAGGCCGAGACACAAGCCGGCGGCAGUCAGAGCCCGCAGCAACCACACUGCCACCCCCUCGGUGUCCGACGCCUACGGCUCCGGCGGCUGGUUGUCCGCCGGCGCGACGUACUACGGCGCACCCGAUGGAGACGGCAGUGACGGCGGCGCGUGCGGCUACCAGACCGCCGUCGGACAGCGUCCCUUCUCGUCGAUGAUCGCCGCCGGUAGCCCGUCGCUGUUCAAGGAGGGCAAGGGAUGCGGCGCUUGCUACGAGGUUAAAUGCGACAGCAACGCUGCAUGCUCCGGCAAGCCGGCGACCGUGGUCAUCACCGACGAGUGCCCCGGUGGCGUCUGCCUCGCCGAGGCGGCCCACUUCGACAUGAGCGGCACCUCCAUGGGCGCCAUGGCGAAGCCCGGCAUGGCCGACAGGCUUCGCGCCUCUGGUAUCCUAAAGGUUCAGUACAAGAGGGUCCCGUGCAAGUACAGCGGCGUGAACAUCGCCUUCCGGGUGGACCAGGGCUCCAACCCGUUCUACUUCGAGGUGCUGGUCGAGUUCGAGGACGGCGACGGCGACCUCAGCGCCGUCGACCUCAUGGAGGCCGGGUGCGGCACAUGGACCCCGAUGGUGCAGAACUGGGGCGCGCUGUGGCGCUACAACUCCAACUCCGGCAAGGCGCUGAGCGCGCCCUUCUCGCUCCGGCUCACCUCCGACUCCGGCAAGGUCCUCGUCGCCAGCAAUGUCAUCCCGGCCAGCUGGAAGGCCGGAGGGACGUACCGCUCCUUGGUGAAUUAUUACCCUUAAAUUACAGCUAGCUGGGAGCGUGAUCGAGGGUGUGCUUCGGCCUUCGGGAGGCGGCGUUGCAUGCAUCCUGGCUUUUGCGAGAGGCGGUGCCAGAAGAUGAGGAGGAGGUUGAGGAAUGGAAUUCUUCCCUCUCCCUCCACGGUCUCUGCAGUCCCUAGUGAUGUCUGAACGUGCUGUUGAUUUCUCUGUAAUUUUGUUUUUUUCUCUUUUUUUUUCUUUGUCGUCCCGUAGUUGCGAGAGGCGCGACGAGACUGAUGUCGCAUGCCAAUUUAUCAAGCUGUGUGUGUUUGUACCACGCAAUCUUUUCAUAUAAAUGAAUUGCGGCUGUGUGCUA